Amphibalanus amphitrite is the source of this 2672-nucleotide messenger RNA. Its product is annotated as ubiquitin-conjugating enzyme E2 J1-like. The coding region runs from base 192 to 1055 and encodes 287 amino acids. The transcript is spliced from 4 exons. The record is from RefSeq and is a predicted model, not a curated record. NCBI's taxonomy places the organism in Eukaryota, Metazoa, Arthropoda, Thecostraca, Balanomorpha, Balanidae.
AACCUUGAUGCUUACGAAAAUACACGUAAACGUAAACAAAUGGGUUCUUAACUUCUCACCGAAGACAAAGAUUGCUGUUGAAAGGGGCGUAUUCUGGGAUUUAUUUUUCGUUUUACUUGUUUUUUAUUUAACAAACUCAAACUCAAGUUAUUUUCAUUUGUGGCUUUUGGAUCUGUACAGGCUGAGGCGCAAUGGAGUCGAAAUACAAUGUCCGGAAUCCUUCUGUGAAGCGACUGAUGCGCGAGGCCCAGGAGCUUCACGAGCCCACAGAGGACUACUAUGCCCAGCCUCUGGAUGACAACCUGUUUGAGUGGCACUUCACUGUGCGGGGGCCUGAUGACUCGGCUUUUGAGGGUGGAGUGUACCACGGCCGCAUCCUGCUGCCCUCGCAGUACCCCAUGAAGCCACCGAGCAUCAUCAUGAUGACACCCAAUGGACGGUUCGAGGUGAACAAGAAGAUCUGCCUGUCCAUAUCCGGUCACCACCCAGAGUCGUGGCGACCCAGCUGGUCAAUCCGUACCGCCCUGAUGGCCAUCAUCGGCUUCCUGCCCACCCCGGCCGCCGGCGCCAUCGCCAGUCUGGAGUACAACGAUGACGAGCGGCGCCGGCUGGCGGCGGGCAGUCGCUCCUGGAGCUGUCCGCAGUGCGGGGAGGCGCGCCUGCUGCUGGCGGCGCCCGGACCAGAUAGGAACGGACACGACCAGCGGCAGGCGGAGGCGCGAGAGCUGGCCGGAGAGUUCAGCUUCCAGGGCGAGAAGGCGAAGGGGGCGUCCGGCGACCCCACCGCCCCUGCCACCUCCUCCUCCCCUGCCGCUGCCACUGGAGACGCCCCUGCCGCCCCCGCCCCUGCCGACGCCAACACCGACCAGCCCGCGGCCCAGCCGGCCGAGCGACUCCCGCAGCCCCCGGAGGUGACACUGGCGGCUGCUGAGGAACCGUCCUGGGCCAGCAGUACGCUGAUCGUGGUACUGGUGGCGGCCAUCGCCGCUCUCCUCUGCCGUCGUCUGUUCCUCCUGGAUGCCGAGCGGCUGGACGGCCUGUCAGAGAGCAUGUGAGAUAACCUGCUGAACGUCUUGCGACUGGACGGGCUCUUGGGAAACCGACCACUGGAUAGACAGGAGAUGUUGAUUUGGGGCAGAUAUAGUAAAAUAUCAGGGGAACGGGUGGGUUGUGAGCCCAGAGGAUUAUCUUCGUAAACACGCUUCAUGGCGUGGGCCGAUUGAGGUAUUGUAAGUACGGAGCCUUUUCAGCUAGUUCUGUAAUAAGAUAAUUGUGCUGUUUGAGAUAGGUAGUAUCUCAACAAACGAUUUUGGACAUAUCUGAAGCCAGGUCGAGAGACAACCAAUGACGACUGUCUACAAAGAGCUUCACAUUUGUAGAAACUGAGAAAUGUGCCAGUAGUUAUAACAGCUCAUCCCAGUAUUCGUGUACAAUUUCUUCAACCGCUGGCGAUUCAUGAGGGCGACUCCAUCCGGAUACUGGAGACGGAGACGCCCCUGGAGCUGGGGGUCCUGGAUACUGGAUAGCAUCAUCAGCUUUUCAGCUGUGCCUCGCUAAUAUGUAAGCGAACGUGUUUUGACUUCGUCAGUACAGCUUUGUGGUGGUGGCACUAGCUCUACUGCCACCUCGGUCCCUCGCCGGUGUUUGCCGGGUCCCUUAGUUUGCUGUUUGGGUUGUCUGGUUUGGGAUGUGCAGGCAAUAUUUUAGGGUUGUUCCGAGUCCACAGGCAUCCGAUUGGGGUAUUUGAGUGAUAAUUGAGUCCAGACGAGAACGUUUUGAUUGGAAACGGUCACCUCUGUAGCUUACUCUGAGCAAGUAGAAUUGACUCUAAUUCAGAUAUUGGUUCUAUGAUAAUGUAAGGUAGAAGUAUCAUUGAGCUUUCUUCAGCAUGCAACUGAUAACGCCGUCCCUCCCAUCGGAACAGACAAUUCGCUCCGAUUUCGGAUGGACGAAAAGUAUCACGUCUAAUUCUUGAAUUUCUGUACUAGAGAAGAAAAGGCCAGUUUUUAACAGGCGGGGCAUGUUCUGAAACGGUUCGUUCGAUUUUGUUUGGAAAAAACGAACUUUUGACACGAUUGCUUCGUCCUGUCCCUGAUGUUAAUGUACGCCAACUUGCAAUAUUUACGUAUUAGCACCAUUUGUUCAGAAUGUGACAGACGUUGCGAAACAGUUGUAGUGUCUAUUAGCGUUUACUCACUUGAUUACGUCCCAGUAAAGCAUUAUUACAUAGCUCUCACGAUAGUUUGUAGGUAGAAGUGCUCUUGUCUAUUAGUUUGUUGUCUCUAUGUAUAAUUAUACCAGACGUCAAACACCGAUACCGAAUUGCGACGUUGCCCUGCGCUAUGAUUGCGACAUGUCGCUAUUCACUUUGUUGUGGGGACUGGGAUCACCUCGAUGUUGAGGCAGUCCCUGCAUAGCUUUCCUCGAUGUUGAGGCAGUUCUUGCAUAGCUUUCCUCGAUUUAACCGGUUUCACGCUGGGUGGACCGCCUGAUCCUAACUGCCAGCGUGCGGCGCUUUUAUCUUCGAGGUAGUGACCAAGGCCAGUUUUGUUUUCUGUGCACUAUCCUUGUGCUCUUGGUGGUGCUGGUGAGACGCGUUGGUGUACCCAGUGUGUGACGUGUGUUCUCUACAUUCCGUGUGCUGUUCGCCAAUACACGGCCAAGGGAACGGG